AUGAUUCAGAACUCAAAGAGAAAGAGUAUCGUUUCGAUAAUUAAUAGAAAAUCCUUUUCAUCUGCAAAAGAUGUACCUGUAAGUCCAGUAGGUUCAGAGGAUACUUCGUCUUCUCAUCUAUUGGAUGAAUCAGCAAUAUGGAACGAUACUUUCGAAACUUCAACUGAUGUAACAGAAGAAGAAGAUUUUACCGCAGAUUUACAACCUUUGAAAUUUAAAAUGAGCAGAGUAUCUCCAAAUUCAGGUUCUUCUCCUUUCAGCUAUAAAGACCAUUCAGAUUCUUUAACAAGAUUAAGAGAAAAAUUUCAACGAAGUAUAGAAAAUGAUGGUUAUAUAGGAGGAAACAGUUGUGUUUAUUGGUUCAAAACUAUAGAUUUAGAUUCCUUUGAAAAAUACUUGAGAGAACCAAAUUAUAUCAAAUUACCACAAAAAAAAUCCUUCAUAAACAGAUUCAGAAGAUUGUUUUUAGCUCAAGAAUUAAAACAUAGAGAUUCGCAUCCUUUAGAGACGUCCAAGAUUAGUAGACCAAGACAAAACAGCACAACUAACGUGUCCGAUACUUCAAGAGCUAUAUGGAGCACUAAAUUUAGUCCAGAUGGUAAAUACUUGGCAACCGGUAGCAAGGAUGGUUCGAUAAACAUCUGGAAAGUAAUAAGUUCUCCAGUAGAUAGAUGGGAAUUAGAUAUACGUGACGAUACUAAUGUAAAAACUAAAAGCUCCUAUAAACGACAACCACAGCAAAAGCUUAAUAGCCAUAGUACUAAUAACAAUAUUAAUAUCAAUAGUAACAAUAGCCAUGGACCUUUAAAAGAUGAAAAAGAUGAUUCAGAAGGUAUCAAUCUUUACGCCCCUGUUUUUCACCCAGAUCCAAUACAAUAUUACAAAGAACAUACAAACGAUAUUUUGGAAAUAGAUUGGUCUAAAAAUGGGUUCUUUUUAACAUCAUCCAUGGAUAAAACUGUUAAAUUGUGGAAUAUUGAAAGACAACAUUCAUUAAGAACUUUCAAUCACCCUGAUUUUGUUACUUGUGUUAGAAUAAUACAAUCAGAUGAUAGAUUUUUUAUCAGUGGUUGUCUAGAUCAUAAAUGUAGAUUAUGGUCCAUUUUAGAUGAUACAGUAAGUUUUGAAUUCGAUUGUAACGAUCUAAUAACUUCUAUAUCACUUUCUCCAGAUGAUUCAAAAUAUACUAUAAUAGGUACAUUUAAUGGUUAUGUAUUUGUACUCAAAACACAUGGUUUAAAGUUUGUUUCAUUAUUCCAUAUUACAGAUAAACGACCAUACAGAAUAAAUGAACGAGAUAUUCAAAAUUUUAUGAAGGGAAAGAGGCAUAAUGGUCCAAGGGUAAGUGGAAUUCAAUGUUUUAAUAAUAUUCAGGAUAACUCAUUACGAUUGUUAGUGACAUCAAAUGAUUCAAAGGUUAGGAUAUUCGAUUUUGCUACUAAAAAAUUGUUAGAAGUUCUAAAAGGAUUCAAUAGCGAGUCUUCUCAACACAAGGCAAAUGUAUCAAAUCUAUAUGAUCAACAACUAGUUUUAAGUAGCAGUGACGAUCAUUGGGUUUAUGGUUGGCUUCUAGAGACCUCCGAAUCCAAGAAAAGAAAUAGCAUAUAUGGGAAAAACAGCAACUUAAAGCAGACUACAACUCGUAGAGAUAGCAUUAUUAGUGCUGGAAGUGGCGGUUCACAGACAAGACAGGAAUCACCGCCAACAAUGAGAAGAUCAGGAAGCAUUAAACAGUUUUUGAGAAGAUCCCUAAGUUUAUCAGAUCGUUCCGAAGAAUUUAAUAUGUCUGAGGAUUCAAUCGAUUCUGAAAUCAGCGGUACUCAUCAGAACACAAAUCAACAAAAACAGCAACAACAUCAUCAUAGGCAUUUGCAUUUAUCUAAUUUAUUAACAAGAUCUGGAACAUUUUCUGACAAUACAGUCAAGAACAGUUCUUGUGUUGCAUUUCAUGCUCAUCAUUUACCUGUAACAACAGCAAUUACUGCCCCUUCUGGUACGGCCAAGAUAUUGUCCUUAUCUAAUGAUUUGAUUUGUGAAUUGUCAUUAGAAUAUUUUAAGGACGUAGCUAGUGAGGCUAAUAACAAACUUUCAGAAUUAGAAGUAAAUAGGUCUGAUUUAGGGCGUCGCUCCACUACAUCAUUAAAGCAAGUUCAACAGAAUCUACAACCCGAUUUGCCUUUAAAGAACACUGCCAACAGUGCAUUGCCAGAUAUGGUGAAGGCUGUGGGUACUAUAUUAGUGACAACUGAUAUUUCAGGCUCAAUCAGAGUUUUCCGUGUUGACAUGCCAUAUGAGAUUAGGAAAUCUAUAUUAUACAAACUAGAAAAGUAUAAAGAGUGUUUAGCAGUGGGAGAUGGGAGCAUAAUUGAACCACGAAGUUCUUUGACCAAAAAGGGAACGUUUACAAGAGGUACCAAAGGGUCAUCAGCAACAGGAAGAGGAUCGCCAAUGAACCUAUCACCAAAAAUGCAACCACCACCUUUAAGGCAUUCUAAAUCAGAGGUUAACACUGCAUCAUUAAACCCGUAUUCAUCUGGAAGCGGUUCUCGACAACCGAGAUCUAGUCGAGUAUUUAUAAAUUCGUUAUUCAAUCAUUCUAGUACAAGUCUGUCAUCCAUGAAACAAGGGAGAAACAGUACAUCGACAAUGAACUUGAACCAAAACAGUAAUACUACGAUUGGUGCCAAUAGUGACGUAGAAGGGGAAGGGAUUACGAUGUAUCCCAAAUGUGCGUACAGGUGCGCUAUUUGCAAUGGCACCAACUUUGAUACUACUAAACAAGGGAAAGGGGAAAAUGGUGGACCACAUCAAUUAGAAUACUAUUGCACUGACUGUGGUACACAACUAAACAAUUUCCGUUGA
Molecule: messenger RNA, 2862 nt
Organism: Vanderwaltozyma polyspora DSM 70294
Lineage: Eukaryota; Fungi; Ascomycota; Saccharomycetes; Saccharomycetales; Saccharomycetaceae
Product: WD40 repeat domain-containing protein
Exons: 1
Coding region: 1-2862 (953 amino acids)
Molecular function (GO): protein binding
Source: RefSeq, a predicted model, not a curated record